AUGCCAGACUUAACACCAAUAUUUCGUAAGUAUGUCGCUGUUAUCGAUGAUGCUAGAAAAGAGCAAAGCGGUAUAGAUGAUCAAGUAGAAGGGAAACAAGAGAACUCUGGGAAUUCUGAUGGAAAGCGUGAAGUGGUUAGUGAUUCGUUCAUUAAGGAGUGUGCCAAAUUAUUGAAGUUCCUCAUUGAAUUAAACAAAGUGAUAAAACAGAUUGAAAAAAACUAUUUGGAUGAUUUAAAUAUGAGUGAUGUAGAAAAGGAUGAGUUUGACAUGGAAUGCAGGCUGCAAAUCCAACAAUAUUUUAAGAAGUUUGAAUUUCUAGAGAAUUACGAAAUGGAAAGGCAUAGUUUGUCGCUGAAAAAAUAUCAGUCAAAGCCUCACAGAUGGUCGAAUUUACUUUCCAAUAAAAAAGACGGCGGUAAGCAUCUAAUGCAUCCACAAGACGUAGAAAAUGGCGUCCAUGAAUUCAGACUAGGUAUCCUACGGUGCUUAAAUUUGUGGAUAAAAUAUGUUUCUUCCAAAUUUACAACCAUUCAACAGGAACGAUUGAUACUAGAGAAUAAGAUGAAUUUUAAUUCAACACCUCUACCUACUUUGUCCAACAAUGGGAAUGAUUUCUCUGCGGAUGCAAUAGACAUUUCAGUAUCACAAUCUGCUCCCGUAGAAACUGUACAAGACGAGGUAAAACAUUACGAAGAAACGAUAUCCAAACUAACCCAGGAGCAACUACAAGUAUUGGAGACAGAACAUUCGGAACUGCUAAAUCAAAAAAAUGAGCAAUUGAAAAAAGUAGAGACCAUAAACAAAACAAUCUUAGACAUUGUUAAUAUACAGAACGAAUUGUCCAAUCAUCUAACAGUACAAUCUCAAAAUAUCAAUCUAAUGCUGAACAAUCAAGAUGACAUUGAAUUGAAUAUUAAAAAGGGAAAUAAGGAGUUGCGUAAAGCGAAAAGAGCUGCUGGGAGAACUGCUAAAAUGACCACUUAUGGUGCCAUUAUCAUGGGUAUCUUUAUUUUGUUCCUAGAUUAUGUAGGUUAA
Saccharomyces paradoxus is the source of this 1038-nucleotide messenger RNA. RefSeq names its product Ufe1p (gene UFE1). The coding region runs from base 1 to 1038 and encodes 345 amino acids. Gene Ontology annotation, biological process: retrograde vesicle-mediated transport, Golgi to endoplasmic reticulum. NCBI's taxonomy places the organism in Eukaryota, Fungi, Ascomycota, Saccharomycetes, Saccharomycetales, Saccharomycetaceae. Gene Ontology annotation, cellular component: SNARE complex; endoplasmic reticulum. The transcript has a single exon. The record is from RefSeq and is a predicted model, not a curated record.